Medicago truncatula (barrel medic) is the source of this 2322-nucleotide messenger RNA. RefSeq lists its product as uncharacterized. The coding region runs from base 902 to 1309 and encodes 135 amino acids. The transcript is spliced from 3 exons. The record is from RefSeq and is a predicted model, not a curated record. Lineage: Eukaryota; Viridiplantae; Streptophyta; Magnoliopsida; Fabales; Fabaceae.
AGUUACUAGCUGCCGAGUUAAAUGAAAUUGCACAGUUACUAGAGACCAGAGAGCUUGAAACUGGUGAAGGGGAAGAUCGUAUGGGUACUAUGCAACAAGUUGGUGAUGCUCGUUUGACAUCAUAUUUUUCUCCUAUUUGUAGCUUGAUAAAUAGGUAUGAUGCAACUUGUUGUAUUUUAGAAAAACUUUCUGAGAAUGGGUCAAAUUAUUGUCAAAAUGGGGAUGCUUAUAUGGCUUAUAAUCACUUGACCACAUUUGACUUUGUAUUGGUCUUGCAUUUGAUGAGAAAUACGAUGGGGAUAACUGAUAUUCUUUGUCAAGCUUUACAACAACAACAUCCAAAUGUAGUUAAUGUCAAGCAUAUAGUUCGUUCUACCAAAGCACUGCUUCAAAAUAUGAGACAAGAUGGUUGGGAUAAGUUGUUAAAGACUGUGACAUCUUUUUGUGAUAAAAAUGGUAUUCAUGUUCCUAAGGUCGAUGCUCCGUAUGUACCAAUAUCACGGCGCGCUCGUCGCCAACAGGAGGAUCAAAUCACAUUAAUGCAGUAUUAUAGAGAACAAGUAUUUUUUAUUACCAUUGACAAGCAAAUACAAGAAUUGAAUAGCAGGUUCAGUGACCAAUCAAUGGAGUUGUUGACUCUAGGCUCUGCUUUGGUUCCUAAGGAUACUCACCAAGCUUUUAACAUUGAUAAUAUUUGCACUCUUGUAGAAAAAUAUUAUCCCAUGGAUUUCAUGAGCAGGAGAAGAUUACUUCGCGAUUUCAACUUCAACAUUUCAUUAUUGAUGCUCGUCAAGAUUCAACUUUGAAAAGCUUAUCAACUAUCCAAGAAUUGUGUGCAUGUUUGGCAGCAACGAAAAAGUCAGAAGUUUACUACUUGAUUGAUAGACUACUCCGCCUUAUCAUGACUCUUCCGGUUUCUACACCCACAACCGAAAGAUCUUCGUCAGCAAUGAAAACUUUCAAGUCUAUGUUGAAAAACAUGAUGGAAGAUGAGUUUAUACCAGAUAGCAUGAUAAUUUACAUUGAAAGGGAAAUUGCUAAAAGUUUUAGUCCUGAUUCAUUUAUUGAUGAUCUCGAGUCACUCAAUGAGUGCAAUGACUCGCAACUGUGUAGCUCUGUAAAUGGUGGCAUUGAAAGACCAUCAGAGUUGCUUGACGAAGAAGAAACUGAUGGACCUGUUCCGCUUCAAGUUGCUGAUGAUAUGGUUGAGGAUGACAUCUCAUUUAGAGCUGCAGAUUUUAGUGUACCAAACUUGGGUCUGGAAGCAAGUAGCGAUGUAACAGCCCACCUUUCUUCUGUCAGCAAGUAGAUUCAUUUGCAUAUGUAAGACUGUAGUACCUCACUUUGCUUUUGUUAAGUUCCAAUUCAGCAGAUACUUUGUGUUUGUAUAUUAAUUUAUUGCUACAGGUACUUUGAAAAGGACAGAUAGAUUUGUCUCAGUUUGGAAUUGAUACAAGCAAAUGUAAGGGUGUACUGUGUAGUACUUCCAUACUCUUAAGCCUUGCCUUAAUUAUUAUUGAUUUUGAUGAAUGUAUAUUUAUGCUGCCAGCUGUAGUUGUUUCUUCUCCUAUCAAGCAUGUUGUAGGAUAUCUAGAGCUUGUUUAGUGUAUGUGUAUAAGUAUGAUAGAAGAAUAAGCUUGUAAAGUGAGUAGUUGAGAGAUAGCUUAAGCAUAGAGUGACGGUUAUAAGGGAAAUGCUACUGAACACGAUACUUGGAGUCUUGGAAUUUUUUUCAAAGUUCCACAUCUUUUUAGGGUUCAGACCUGUGAUGGAAUUUGGUAUUUCAUGUAUUUUAGAUUAAGGAAACAAAAAGUUAAGAAAGAUAAAAGAAACUAUUAUCUGCUUAUUGUCUUGAUUAUUUAUACUCAAUAGUUAAUAAUGCUGAUUCAAUUUCCCCCCCUUUACAGACAAAUUCAACGUUAUCUUUUCUAGAUGCUUUUGAGGAUUCUGUUUCCAAGUCUGAGGAAUCUGGACAAGAUGACCAGGAUUUAAGAUCUCAAUCUUGUAACCAUCAUGACCAUAUGGAUUAAUCUAAGUAGCGUGGCUCUUUCAGUAUUUAUUUUUUUCAGUAUUGCUUUUCUACAGAUACAAGAAACUGUGUUUUUUUUGGCAAACAUAUAUUUCUGUUUAAAAAGAAAAGUUUAAUGGUUUUAAUUUAAUUGAGAUCUUUCAAGGCUAUGGAGUGAAGUACAUGAUUAAUAAAAUCCAAACCCAUAAUUUUAUUUCAUAAUCUGCAUGACCGUGUCUCUCAGAAGGUUAGAAGCUCUGAAGCAUAUAGUGAGUUGGUGACAAUAUGUUGUGUUAGUAUCUCCUACCUAGCUU